AUGGAAGCAGCUUAUUCGACUGAAUCCGCAUGGUUGAAUGGCUUCGUCCCACAGAUUUGUGAGAAGCUGAGGGAACGCCUCGUUGCACACCGGGGAUUUCAUUGCCCACUGCUCUCCUCAGAUCGGCCGUUGGAAUGCACAAAGCCUGCUUUGAAGAUAGCUUGGGAUUCUGGUCUGCGUUACUGUGAGUGUGAUGUACGUUUGAGUUCAGAUGGGAAGAUUAUGUUGCUUCACGAUCCAAACCUGGACAAAUUGGUGGAAGAAUCUGCCAAGCCUACGCCCAAUGCGAAUGAGAUAACGGCGGAGGAUUUAAUCAGCUGGCCUUUGCUCCAAAAAGACGUUCAUUUGACCUACUUAGAAGACGUGUUGCUGACUGCUCUAGAAAGCGGAAGUCGCCUGGUGAUCGAGCUGAAAGGAAGUCCAGGAUCUCCCACUGUGGGAUCCGCUGUGGCCAGGCUCUUGCAGGGCAAUCCGCAAUUGCUAGAGGCGUGCGCUUUGGUGAUGUCGUUUGAAGUUCCAGAGCUUCUGGGCUUUGCCGAUGCUUGGGAUGAGAGCAUUGCCGAGACAUCUCGGCCAAAGCUGCUCUUGUUAACUGCCAUUCCACGGGAGAACCUCGAGGCGAAAUAUCAAACGCUGGACCUUGGAGACUCUGCAUGGCCAGAGAAAGCCGCCACGUUCUUGGCCCGAAAGGAUAGCUCACGCUUCUUCAAAUGA
Molecule: messenger RNA, 714 nt
Organism: Durusdinium trenchii
Lineage: Eukaryota; Dinophyceae; Suessiales; Symbiodiniaceae
Source: the annotation of a GenBank genome assembly